Owenia fusiformis is the source of this 2929-nucleotide messenger RNA. The record is from the annotation of a GenBank genome assembly. Lineage: Eukaryota; Metazoa; Annelida; Polychaeta; Sabellida; Oweniidae.
GCCAAGUUUUAAAAGGAUGCGCAAUCAAAGUGCGCAAACGGUCUCACGUGCGAAUCAACGAAGGUGGAAAGACGUAGAAAAGAGAGCUCUUGAUACUUUACAAUAUUAUUAUAUUUUUCUCAUUAAAUAACUUGACACACAUACCAACAUGAAGACAAAGACUGCAGCAAAGCAAGUUAAAGCAAAAGUGACCAAGACGAAAAAGGCUAAGGCUGCUCCACCUCCUCCCAAGGAAAGCUCCAGUGAAGAAGAGUCCAGUAGUGAAGAGGAAUCUGAUGAUGCUGAGGCCCAGGUAGCAGUUACCAAGGCUAUGGCCAAGACCAAUGGAAAGGUUAAUGGAAAAGUCAAUGGAAAAGCAAUUCCAAAUGGAGUACCAGGGACCAACAGUGACUCUGAUGACUCAGAUGAAAGUGAAGAGAGUGAAGAUGAGAGCAUGGAGGAAGAAGAGACACCAGCCCCUGCUCCCAAGAGGAAGGCUGCUGCUAACACUGCCAAAGCACCACCUGCCAAGAAGCAAAAGUCGGAUAGUGAUGAGGAAGAUAGUGAUGAUAAUGAAGACAGUGAUGAUGAGGAUGACAGCGAGGAUGAGGAGGACAGUGAUGAAGAAGAAGAGGUCCCUGCUGUAAAGUCAAAAAAGACUGCACCAGCCAAAAAACCCGCAGCUGCAGAGGAAAGUGAUGAUGAUGAUGAUGAAGAGGACAGUGAUGAAGAGGAAGACAGUGAAGAGGAAGAAUCUGACAGUGAAGAGGAGGAAGCCCCAGUAGAGAACAAAUCAACAAAACGUAAGAAGGAAAAGGAGAGCAAAAAAGAGGCAAAGAAACAGAAAGUUGAAGAACCACAGGAAGGUAUCAAUAUAUUCUGUGGCAAUCUGAAUGCAGACACAACAGAGGAAACCUUUAAGGAAUUCUUUGAGGAAGCUGGUGUAAAUAAUAUCAUCCGAACAUUCAAACGAGUAGGCAAAAAGUUUGGUUAUCUUGAAGUAUCCACUGAAGCAGACUAUGAUAAAGCUAUGGAGAGCCAAGGACAAGAGAUAGAUGGAGCGCCAGUGUCCAUGGAGAAAGCUAAGACAAAGAAAAAGGAUGCAAAAUCUGAAGUUCCUCUCAACAAAGAUGAAAAAACCCUGUUUGUUAAGAAUCUACCAGAAAAUUGCACUAUAGAAGAGCUUAAAGAACAUUUUCCUGAUGCCAUAGAAAUCCGUAUUCCUGAGGAUAAAAUGACUGGUGAUCCAAAGAGGUUUGGCUUCAUCGACUUCAGCUCAGCUGCAGAAGUUAAAGAAGCAGUAAAAGAUAAGCAAGGAUCUGAGCUUAAUGGUAGUGCCCUCUUUUUGGAUACCAUGGGAGGCAAGAAGGAUGGCACCCCAAAGAAGGGAGCAAGAACUGGUGGUGAACAAAGCAACACAUUGUUUGUGAAGAACUUGAGCUUUGACACAACUCCAGAGAGUUUAAAGGAAGCCUUUGGGAGCUGUGUAGAUGCAAGGGUAUCCACAGAUAGAGACACAGGCAGACCUAAAGGGUUUGGUUUUGUUGAGUUUGCUAGUCCUGAAGAUGCCAAGACAGCUCUAGAUGAAAACAAUGGUAUCGAGGUUGAUGGAAGAGAGGUCUCAUUGGACUUUGCUACCCCCAAGGGUGGUGAUAGACGAAGUGGCGGUUUUGGUGGUGGAAGUUUUGGUGGCGGAAGAGGAGGGCGAGGUGGCCGUGGAGGUAGAGGAGGCGGCGGUGGUGGAGGUGGCUGCUUCAACUGUGGCGAAGAUGGUCACUUUUCCAGGGAAUGUCCCAAUAAAAGUGGAGGCGGAGGAGGAGGCGGCAGUGGCUGCUUCAACUGUGGAGAAGAUGGACAUUUCUCCAGAGAGUGUCCCAACAAGAGUUCCGGAGGAAGAGGAGGUCGUGGUGGUCGCGGUGGACGUGGUGGAGGCGGCGGUGGUGGUGGCUGCUUCAACUGUGGGGAAGAUGGACAUUUCUCCAGAGAGUGCCCGAACAAGAGUGGAGGAGGAGGUGGUAUGAAGUGUUACAACUGUGGGGAGGAUGGACAUAUGUCUAGAGACUGCUCUAAGCCAAAGACAGGAGGUGGAAAUUGUUACAACUGUGGAGGAAGUGGUCACAUGUCAAGAGAUUGCACUGAACCACGAAAAGAAGGAGGUGGUCGUGGUGGAGGUAGAGGAGGAGGCAGAGGUCGUGGUGGCAGCAGAGGAGGUGGUCGUGGACGAGGUGGAUUCAGAGGAGGAAGAGGUGGAGUCACUCCACAAGGAAAGAAAACUACAUUUGAUGAUUAAACAUUCUACAUUAUAUAUUCUGUAAAUAAUAUGAAAUGGAACGAGCGGGUAAAAUCUCAAUCCAAGAACUGUACAGUUAGACAAACAUGAGAACAGAUUUUCACAAGUGACUGCCCUCUAUGAUGGGACCCAAUGACACUUGCAGACUUGUGGGAUUUACUAGUCUAAGCUUUGCUUGAGUUUGGUACAGGAGACAUUGCUGGGGUUAUUCCAGAAAUAUGACAAAUUCAAGUCUUUAAGAUCGGUGAUCGGCAUUGGGAAGAAUUGUUAAAUGCACUAAGUAAAAUCAAUUAUUUGAAAGGGAAUAAGUAACAUAUUUAUUUUUAUGUUGAUAGUAAAAACCGAAUAUUUUUUGUUAUACUGUAGCCUGUUGUUUGGUAUUGGAAUUGUUUAUUGAUUGAUGCAUACAUGUGUGAAAUGUAAUUUUUAUUAUGAGUUUUAUAUUAUUAAGAGAAGUAAGGUUUUGGAAUGUGAUAUACAUCUAUAUACAUGAAUAUUUCUUUUAUUGUAUAGUAUUGCUAAUGCAAAACCCUACAUUGUAAUACAUGUAUGAGCCUGUCAAAACUAUUAUUGUUGUGUAAAAACUAUUAUUGUUGUUUCUUUAAACAUGAAAAGAAAUUAGAUAAAAAUAAUAAAGCCAAAAUUUUUCAAUAUUCAAAA